Molecule: messenger RNA, 1243 nt
Organism: Rosa rugosa (rugosa rose)
Lineage: Eukaryota; Viridiplantae; Streptophyta; Magnoliopsida; Rosales; Rosaceae
Product: tetratricopeptide repeat domain-containing protein PYG7, chloroplastic
Exons: 5
Coding region: 70-1011 (313 amino acids)
Molecular function (GO): protein binding
Source: RefSeq, a predicted model, not a curated record
CCUUUUACACAGGCCGAGUCUAGGUAGCUUUCUCAUUGUCUCUCCCGCUCUGAAGUCUGUACUUGUUCGAUGGCCACUGUCCUCAGAAGUCCACCUUUGCGGGCACCAACACCAAAACCUUCGUACGUUUGGUCUCGACACUUGACCCCUCAAACCUCUCUGCCGUCUCUCCGCUCCCUCAAGCUUUUGCCGUUGGCUUCCCACCGUCAAAUUGAAACCACCAAACACGUCCAGAUAUCCCAAGGAGAAGGACGAGCAUUGGAAAUCCAUACCUCAACAGAUUUGCACAAGCUUUUUAGGAAAACUUUGGUUACCAGAGGUAUUCAAGAUGUGAAGAAGCCUUAUACAUGGAUAUCUACAUUCUUAAUUGGACAGAGCUUAUGGCUGAUCUCUACACCAAUGGCACAAUCACGUGAAAUUAUAAAAACAAAUGUGGUUUAUGAGACUGGAGAGUUAUUUGAAUUGGGAAUUCAGCUUUCAUACUUGCUACUAUUGUUGGGUUUUCUUGGGAUUGGAACCUUCUUUGUGAUUCGUCAAGUACUUGUACGUAGAGAACUUGAUCUUUCUGCCAAAGAAUUGCAAGAGCAGGUACGAAGUGGCGAUGCUAGUGCAACGGAGCUUUUUGAACUUGGAGCAGUGAUGCUGAGGAGAAAAAUUUAUCCAGCUGCUACUAAGUACUUGGUUCAGGCAAUUGAGAAAUGGGAUGGGGAUGACCAAGAUCUUGCUCAGGUUUACAAUGCCCUUGGGGUCAGUUAUGUCCGUGAUGGGAAGCUUGCUAAGGGAAUUACCAUGUUUGAAACUGCGGUGAAGCUUCAGCCAGGCUAUGUUACUGCUUGGAACAACCUUGGUGAUGCCUAUGAACAGAAGAAAGACUUUAAGUCUGCCCUGAAUGCAUUUGAAGAAGUGCUUCUUUUUGAUCCUAACAACAAAGUGGCGCAACCACGGCGAGAUGCUUUGAAGGAACAAGUGAAAUUGUACAGAGAUGUCCCCGUUAAAACAAAGGAGAGAUAAUUUGACCUGGUAUGUAUCAAGUGUUAUCUGAUCUACGGUUGGUGAGGAUCUAAGUCAGCCACACCUUAUUUAAAUUGGCUUGAUGAUCUGAAAUAGCUACUGAUAGUUGAGGUAUCAUUGGUUUUGUAUGGUCCCAGAUUACGGACUGAAUAGUCCCAUUUUGCAUUUUCUAGCAUCUGAGUAAUUUGAUCUGUAAAACAUGAUUCGUAAGUAAAUGCUCUUUGUUGUAUAA